CGUCUAAAUAAUUCCCAGAUGCGCCCCGUUCUCUUUGAUAUGUAGCCGACGUGACGUCCUCUUCUCUUUCUCCCUCUCUCUGUUGUUUCUGAGUGGCUGCUACCAUGGCGCUUGCUCCAUCUCCUUCCUCCUUUCUGAACCCUAACCCUAGUGCCAACCCUAAUCGUCUCUUUUCUUCCUCACCCAUCCCCACGCUAAGCACCGGAGGGUUUGCGAAUGGACCGACUCUUGGAUGGAAUCCUCCUAGCAGAAGGUCCUGGAAGCGUCUGGAAUGCUCAGCCAGCGCGAUAGCUCCGUCGUCCUCGUCGCCGUCAGCGCUGACGGACGGCGCAGUGGCGGGGGUGGACCGCGUGGGGUCGCUGAGCCAGGUCGCCGCUGUACUCGGCUGCCAGUGGGGAGACGAGGGCAAGGGCAAGCUCGUCGACAUCCUCGCCAGAAGCUUCGACAUCGUCGCCCGUUGCCAAGGAGGAGCAAACGCGGGCCAUACAAUCUAUAAUGAUGAAGGAAAAAAGUUUGCCCUCCAUCUUGUUCCUUCAGGAAUACUUAAUAAAGAUACAAUUUGUGUAAUUGGAAAUGGAGUUGUUGUUCAUCUUCCAGGUCUUUUCAAAGAAAUUGACGAGUUAGAGUCCAGUGGAGUUUCCUGCAAGGAAAGAAUAUUGGUGUCUGAUAGGGCACAUUUGUUGUUUGACUUUCAUCAAGUUGUUGAUGGCCUUAGAGAAGAGGAGCUUGCCAAAUCUUUCAUCGGGACAACAAGGAGGGGGAUUGGGCCAUGUUAUUCAAGCAAGGCUAUUCGCCAUGGCAUAAGAGUAUGUGAUUUGAUGCAUAUGGACCUUUUUGAGGAGAAACUUCAUAUUCUUCUGUCAGAUGCUGCAUCACGAUUUAAAGGAUUCAAGUAUACAUCAGAUGUGCUUAAGGAUGAGGUUGAACGCUACAAGAAAUUUGCUUUGCGGUUAAGUCCUUUUAUUGCUGAUACUGUUCAUGUAAUGAACGAAUCAAUCGCACAGAACAAGAAGAUACUAGUUGAAGGUGGCCAAGCAACCAUGUUGGAUAUCGAUUUUGGAACUUAUCCUUUUGUGACUUCUUCUAGCCCAUCAGCAGGCGGAAUUUGCACAGGGCUGGGAAUUGCCCCAAGGCGUUUGGGUGAUCUUAUCGGAGUAGUAAAGGCCUAUACUACAAGAGUUGGUUCAGGCCCUUUUCCAACUGAGCUUUUAGGCAAUACUGGUGAUGUUCUUAGAUCCGCUGGGAUGGAAUAUGGCACAACUACUGGUCGUCCACGGCGCUGUGGCUGGCUUGAUAUUGUUGCACUGAAAUAUUGUUGUCAAAUCAAUGGAUUUUCAUCUUUGAACCUCACCAAACUAGAUGUCUUGUCUGAACUUUCUGAGGUUAAGCUUGGAGUCUCCUACAGGAAAAUUGGUGGCAAGGUGCUUGAUUCUUUCCCUGCAGACCUCAACACACUUGAACAGUUGCAGGUUGAGUAUGAAACCUUACCUGGAUGGCAGACUGAUAUAUCUUCUGCAAGAAGCUUUGAGGAAUUUCCUCCUGCUGCUCAGCAUUAUGUAACACGGAUAGAGGAGCUUGUCGGGGUGCCUAUUCAUUAUAUUGGUGUUGGACCGGGUCGUGAUGCACUUAUAUACAAAUAAUUUAUUUUGGUGCUCAAAGUAUGUUACUGAAAUAAUUUCCGCAAGCAAUUGCCAUUUCAUGGUUUUGUAACUCUUCAAGUCUUAACUGCUUAAAUUGCCUUGCAACUCCAUAGCAGGAGGUAAAUUGCUAUGGUUCUUUUGUAGCCAUACUACUUUCAACCAGGUUCUGAGCAAGUCUAAUAUUAUUCUAUUGGCUAA
Molecule: messenger RNA, 1838 nt
Organism: Nymphaea colorata (pocket water lily)
Lineage: Eukaryota; Viridiplantae; Streptophyta; Magnoliopsida; Nymphaeales; Nymphaeaceae
Product: adenylosuccinate synthetase, chloroplastic
Exons: 4
Coding region: 105-1640 (511 amino acids)
Biological process (GO): 'de novo' AMP biosynthetic process; IMP metabolic process
Cellular component (GO): cytoplasm
Molecular function (GO): adenylosuccinate synthase activity; GTP binding
Source: RefSeq, a predicted model, not a curated record